CACAGUGUGAAGUUACCCAGCUGUCCCUGAAGGCACCAGCAGCAGGUGAGUUUUUGACUUUCAGAGUGACCUGACUGUUUUCACAGUUCAGUGUGUUAGCUCUGUAUGUUAGCUCACCUGGGGAUCAGUGAGUGAACCGAGGACUCACCUGAGCAGGUGAGCAGCUGUGAUUGGAGAGUCAUGGACCAAUCGCCGUCCAGCGGACGGGGCGAUGUGAGCGUGCUCAGUUGUUUCCUGCCUAAUGUGGGCAGGGAUGUUGCUGUAGCUGUGGUUAAGCCCCUUCGCCUUGGCCUUGGAAACCCUGACAGUUGCAGCCUGCUUCACACAGACAGACAGGUGAAGUGGACGAUGGAGGUGUUGUGUUACGGUUUGACUCUACCGUUGGACGGAGACACGGUCAAACAGUGUGUGGACGUCUACACCGAUUGGCUGACGGCGCUGGUUUCCCCGAGAGACUCCAUCCCUCCUCCAAUCAGCCGAGAGCCCAACCUGUACGUCCAGAAGAUCCUCAGACACCUGUACAGCCUGUUCCUGCCCAGGUCGGACCAGGUGAGCCCGGUCUACCUGUCUCUCUGUCAGCAGGUGUUGUGUGCAGUUCAGUCAUUGGCCAGAGAGAGCGCUGUGAUGAGCAGAGACACCUGGGAGACGGUGCUGAACUUCCUGCUCCGCGUCAACCACACCAUGCUGGCUCCGCCCACCACUGCAAGUGAACAGCUGUCUGAGCUGUCGAUGGCGGUGCUGUUUGAGGUGUGGUUGCUGUCUUGCUCUCGGUGUUUCCCGUCUCGCUCUCUGUGGCAGACAGGCAGACAGAUGUUGAGCAGCUGGAGACAUCAGCCAGCUGUGGUGGAGCAGUGGAGCCGGGUUAGCUCCGCCCUCACCUCCAGGUUGUUGCUGCUCACCUUCAGUCCGUCCUUCCCUCCAUUUAAAGUCCCCGAUGAAGACGCCGCUCUGAUCCCUGCAGACAUGGACGAUGAACGAGUGUCUCACACCUGGUUCAGGUUCUUACACCUGCUCAGUAACCCGGUGGACAUCAGUCGUCAGGGGCUCGUUGGAUCGUCUCCUCCUUCUGUGGAGGAGACGAUCAGAGGAGACGGUCAUCUGCCUCACAUCUUCUUCAGAGCAAUGAGAGGAGUCAGCACGCAGGUCGACGCCUUCCUGGGUGUAGCUGUGGUCAACAAAGAGCCAACAGAGCAACUCCUGCCACAAACUGGACUGACAUCGAGGACUAAUCUCAGAGACCGGCUGCCUUCAAUCGGUGUUACUGUGACCAAGAGCCCAUUCAGAGAUCGCAUCCCUACCUAUGGUCUCUCACGGCCUCGCUCUGGAAGUGCCCCGCCUACUCCAGUGAACACACUGAGCCUGCCGAGUGCCCCUCCCUCCACCAGCUCCCCCCCUCCACACAUCAGACGACUGAAAGCUGGAAAUGUUUCCAAGGCAACCAGCAAACCUAUGACUUCCUCCUCCCCCCACACCUGGAAGUCUUCCACCUGUCCCUCCCCCUACUUUCCCCCUCUUUACUCCUCCCCCCGCCCCUCCCCUUCCCCCCUCAGGUGUAACGUGGACUCCCUUCUUCACCUGUUCGGCCGCUGGCUGUUUGAUGCUGCUUUGGUCGGCAGAGACCCAGGUCUGCCCUCUGAUCAGUGUGAUGUCACUGUGAUGUCAGAGAGGUGGGCCGCUGGUCGAGCUGAGGCCUGCGGGACACUCUGCAGGAUCUUCACCUCUAAGAAAACUGCAGAAGACAUUCUGUCGGUCUACCUGUCCAGGUUUUACCUGGUACUCCUGCAGGGUCUCCAGGUGUCAGAGGGGGUGUGUCCUCCUGUUCUUGCCUCCAUCCUGCUAAAUUCCACCUGUCUGUUCUGCUGUGACCUGAGAGGAGUGAACCUGCUGCUGCCCUCCUUCAUCUCAGCGCUGGAACAUGUGCUGCUCGACAGAGAGUUGCUGAGGUUUAAGUGUUUUGUGAGUCCAGUGGACUUGAGGCGAGCUUCAAUCCUCACCCUGCUGUCCCUGCUGCCCCUCCCUCUGCAGUUUCCCUCUGUCCAAUCAGAAGUGUUAUUGGACAGGAGGCUCAGUGGUGACGAUGUCCCAGCAGGUAGUUUCCUGUCUCUGAAGCCCCGCCUCAUCAGUGUUCUGAUGGGAGCUCUGCAGACGGAGACCGACGCCCUCAACACACAGAUCAUCGUCUUGGCCAUGUUGAACCUGGUUCAGGACUUGGCUCUGUUGGAGGCAGCCGGACAAACACAACAGAAAGCUGCGUCUCCCCGCGGAGCAACCAGCCCGAAUAAACGGAGCAGAGGACACGCUGUCCAUUCAGACUCAGCGGGGAUCCUCUGGGUUCAGUUUGUCCGUCUGCUGACUCAGCGUCUGUCGGCUCAGUGGAGGAAUGACUCGGCCCUCUGUUUGUCUGUUCUGGAAGUACUGGGAGGACUGGCCAAGGUGGAGGUGAGCGUGGAGGAGAACGAGCGGAGGCGGGCGCUCUCUUUGAUCUGCAGUUACAUCGUGUUUCAGUGCAGUCGUCCUCCUCCGCUCCACUCCAGAGAUCUGCACUCCGUCAUCGUCGCUGCCUUCUACUGUCUGAACGUCUGGUUAACACAACACCCGACGACACCCGACCUCCACCAGGAGAGUCUGUCAGAGGUCCUCGAGAUCGUGGAGUUGGGGAUUUCAGGCAGUAAGUCCAGACAGGAUCAGGAGGUGAGGAGUAAAGAGGAGAAGGAUCUGAACCCGGCUUCUCUGAGGGUGAAGGAGGCGGCUGAGGCCACGCUGAGCUGUGUUAUGCAGGUUUCAGGAGCCUUCCCGUUCCAUGGGACCCUGGCAGAUGAGGACGCUCUGAUUGGCUGCUCCACCUCGAGUGACAGCAGCGUGAAGAAGUUCAGAUAUUUUGUGGUGGACGGCUCGGUGAUCCUCGCCAUGCUGGAACAACCACAGGAACCUGAACCAGAGCCGAGACCGUCACUCACAGUCCUGAUCAGAGGACCUUCAGGAAGUCACACCUGGACUCUACAGCACCACCUGCAGCCCAGAGAAGGAAGAACGACGACCACUCAGCAGCAAACGUUGUUCCCUGAGCACGGCGGUGCAGCCCAGGUGGAUGCUGGGAUACAGCGUGGUGUCAAACAUCAGCUGUUGUCUGAAUCCAUGGAUCGAGUUUUCACAGUCAAAGCGGACCUGAGUAUUCCAGAUCUACACGAGACCGUUUCAAAGGAGGUGCAGAAGCAGCUGGAGUCAGUGCGAGCAGCUUUCAAAAGGUGCAGACAGGUUGAGGCCUGGCCGCAGGUGAGCGAGAAGCCGGUUGACAUGACGACCUGCAGGACGCCGUCACCUGUCACCAAGUUUCAGACGGCGAGAGUCUUCCUGUCCCACCUCGGCCUGCUGACACCUGAGACCCUGAAGGAUUCAGGUACCAGCGGUGUCCUACCUGAGCUGGUGUCUCUGGACUCGUCUCUUCCAGGUUUCUCUGAGGAUCUGAGACGAUUGGACCGGCUGCCGUCCAGAAACUGUGACUCCGCCUUCGUCUUCUACGUGAGAGCGGGACAGAGGACGGCUGCUGAGAUCCUGAACAACGUGGAGUCCAGCAGCAGCGUCUCGUCUCACUUCCUGGAGUUCCUGUCGUCUCUGGGUUGGCCAGUGGAGGCGGGGGGUCGACAGGUGUUCAAAGCAAACAGAGCAGAAUUCCCUGCUGUGCUCGCUGACAGUGGAGGAAGCGUUUUUAACGGAGAGAAGUUUGUCCUGAAGUACGUCGACGCGCUGACAGAAAUCACCUUCAUCGUCCCGUCAUCAUCAUCACACGUGAUUGGUUGGUCAAAGAGUCCAGGCGCUGCAGAGCCAAUGACUGAGAGCCACUUAAAGCUGCAGAGUCCUUUUGUGCUGAAUAAAGACUCCGCCCCCAAACCAGCAAGUUCUCCGCUGGACAAAGUGAAGUCUUUCCGUUUUGUCUCAUCGUUUGUCAACUCUGAUUCUAAAAUCGUUAUGGUGUGGGUGGAACGCUUCGAAGACAUCGAGAGUUUCCCUUCGUCUGAUCUGCUGUCAGAGACGAAGACGGAAACAGUGACGAGUUUGUCAAACACUCAACUCAUCUUCAUCCAUCCUCUGAAAUCUGGACUCUACCGGAUCUGUUUCCAUGGAAACGCCAACAGCAAGUUGAGUCUGGUCAUCCCGUUGGUGAACGGGAGCGUGGUCAGCAAGCGGUCUCUGGGUUUCCUCGUCAGAGAGACAGUGAUCAACUGUUGCCAUCGGCGACGCUUGGAGACCGACUCCGCCCCUCCUCCGCGACUCCGAAGGAAGCAGAUGAUCAGUGACAUCAUCCUUCGUUACCACAGACGCUGCUCUGAACCCGCCUUCUACUCAGCGCUGUUCCAGGACCCCUGACCACCCUGACCCCGACUUCUACCACACUGUACGCUGCAACUAUCUGUUACCAUGGCAACAGGACGUUUGAUUUACUGGUGAUGACAGAAAACUGUGUAGUUUCGGAAAUUUGUUGCAUAAAAUAAAUCGUAACUGAU
Labrus mixtus (cuckoo wrasse) is the source of this 4502-nucleotide messenger RNA. RefSeq names its product Ral GTPase activating protein non-catalytic subunit beta (gene ralgapb). Gene Ontology annotation, molecular function: GTPase activator activity. Lineage: Eukaryota; Metazoa; Chordata; Actinopteri; Labriformes; Labridae. The record is from RefSeq and is a predicted model, not a curated record. The transcript has 33 exons. Gene Ontology annotation, biological process: activation of GTPase activity; regulation of small GTPase mediated signal transduction. Bases 181 to 4365 code for a protein of 1394 amino acids.